CACACGUCCAACCCUCCAAAAAGACUUGGGCUCUUCAGGGAACAAACGGGUUUCCCUUUUUUUCACAAGAGCCCGUUUACCUUCAGUCUGAGCGUCUGCUGGGCGGAGGGACUGUGGAGUUUCUUCACGACGUAAAACCAAUUGAUAUUUUCGCUCAUGGCAAUGCAGAAAUAAUUGACAAUAAUCUGGAUUGAGUAAAAAGGAACGAUUUUGAAAUUAAGACGCAGUUGAGGGGCUCCGGUCAUGGAUAAGGAUAAGGAAAGGUGGUCCACGAGAUGGAAAACGAAAAAGUGUCUCAGGAACUCCGUUUUAAGUGCAAUCUUCAGUCUGACUUUUGUCCUACAGGCAACACAAGUGAGAGCAGCUGAACCCGUGGAUGUGCUCAAGGUCUUAGACUUUAAAAGUUCACCUGAAGGAGUGAAGAAAACACCAGGCUUCUGCACCAUCCGCAGAGGAUCCAAACCAGAUGUGGCCUACCGAGUGGACAAACGGGCCCAAAUCAGCGCCCCAACCAAGCAGCUCUUCCCAGGAGGAGUAUUCCCUGAGGAUUUCUCCAUCCUUAUGACUAUCAAGCCAAAAGCGGGAAUACAGUCCUUCCUUUUGUCGGUGUACAAUGAGCAGGGCAUCCAGCAGCUGGGUGUGGAGGUGGGCCGCUCUCCGCUCUUCCUGUAUGAGGAUCAGCAUGGGAAACCUGCUCCGGAGGAUUACCCCCUUUUCCGUGCCAUCAACCUCGCAGAUGGAAAGUGGCACCGUGUGGCUAUUAGCAUCGAGAAGAAGACCGUCACAAUGAUUGUGGACUGUAAGAAGAAGAUCUCUAAACCACUCAGCAGAAGUGACCAUGCAAUCAUCAACACAGAUGGCAUCGCUAUCUUUGGCACCAGAAUCCUGGACGAAGAAGUUUUUGAGGGGGACAUCCAGCAACUUCUUCUGGUGGCGGAUCCUCGUGCAGCCUACGACUACUGUGAACACUACAGCCCUGACUGUGAAACCCCUCACCAGGACACUCCACAGGCCCAGGAACCCGAGGAAGAGUACAAUCCCGAAUACUCAGAUGCAUAUGGGUUCUAUGAAUACACAGAUGAAGUGACUGCCACUGAAAAUCCCACUGACAACGUUCGUACUGACACCAAGCCCAGCACUGUCGACACUGGAGACUACUAUGUUGAGCAGGAUUACGGCACUGAAGCUCCUUCUGUUUCCAAUCCAGCCAAUGAGAAUCCAUCACCGAAAGAGGAAAUAGUAGACGACUACAUUACAGGCGUAGAACAAGUUGGCGUGGAUGCCACCGCCGCCACCGAGGAGAGUGUGAAAUAUGUGGAGUCCAAAAGCACAAAUGGAGGCGAAACCGAGGACUUUAAGGAAUACGACCUUAACACAUAUGAUGCAAAAGAGAUAGACCCCAGCAAUUAUGAUGAUUCCUUCUAUGACUACACUAAUGGAGUAAAACCCACCGGAUCAACCUAUGAGGACGAGAUUGGACCUGGACGACCUGCGGAAACUGAGGUCACUGAGAGCAAUGUUGGUGGUGGUUAUGGUGGAGAGAAGGGGCAGAAAGGUGAACCUGCAGUCAUUGAGCCGGGGAUGCUUAUAGAGGGACCCCCAGGACCACCGGGGCCCGCCGGCCUCCCCGGCACUCCAGGCAUACAAGGCUCCCCGGGCCUCCAUGGAGAUCCAGGUGAAAGAGGUCCUCCUGGUCGUCCAGGUUUGCCAGGCGGUGAUGGAGCUCCCGGGCCUUCUGGCACCAUCCUCAUGUUGCCGUUCCGCGCCGGUGGAGAAUCUUCAAAAGGCCCGGUUGUGUCGGCACAAGAAGCUCAGGCCCAAGCCAUUCUCGCCCAGGCGCGGUUGACUAUGAGGGGACCUCCAGGUCCAAUGGGAUUGACAGGACGCUCCGGCCCUGUGGGUGGUCCUGGUGCACCUGGUGCUAAAGGGGAAAGCGGAGAUUCUGGCCCACAGGGACCAAGAGGACUUCAAGGCCCAACUGGUUCACCUGGAAAACCUGGCAAGAGGGGCCGAAAUGGAGCAGAUGGAGCCAGAGGAAUUCCUGGAGAAUCGGGAGCCAAGGGCGACCGAGGAUUUGAUGGCCUUCCUGGUCUACCUGGUGAAAAAGGACACAGAGGCGAGCAAGGUCCCAUCGGCCUUCCAGGCUCUCCAGGAGAGGACGGACCGAGGGGUGAGGAUGGUGAGAUUGGACAGAGAGGAAUGCCGGGAGAAAGUGGUCCAAGAGGUCUGCUGGGCCCCAGAGGAUCUCCUGGUACUGCUGGACAGCGUGGACUGACUGGUUUGGAUGGACCACCUGGCCCUAAAGGAAACAUGGGUCCUCAAGGAGAGCCUGGACCUCCUGGUCAACAAGGAAACACCGGACCACAUGGUCUGCCUGGUCCUCAAGGCCCCAUCGGUCCACCUGGAGAGAAAGGUCCCGCAGGGAAACAGGGUCUCCAUGGACUCGCUGGAGCUGAUGGGCCUCCUGGUCAUCCAGGAAAAGAGGGUCCUCCCGGGGACAAAGGAGCAGCUGGCCAGCCGGGUCCCCAGGGGUCCAUUGGUUAUCCCGGGCCUAGAGGUGUGAAGGGUGCUGAAGGCGUCCGAGGUCUGAAAGGAGGCAAAGGCGAGAAGGGUGAAGAUGGUUUCCCUGGGUUCAAGGGAGACAUGGGCCUCAAGGGUGACAAGGGAGAAGUCGGUGUGAUCGGUCCCAGAGGAGAAGAUGGACCUGAGGGGCCAAAGGGUAAAUCAGGUCCAAGCGGAGAGGCCGGUCCAAUGGGCACAGCAGGAGAGAAGGGAAAACUUGGUGUUCCAGGUUUGCCUGGCUAUCCUGGAAGGCAAGGACCAAAGGGCUCUACUGGUUUCAUCGGCUUCCCUGGAGCCAAUGGUGAGAAAGGAGGACGGGGUAUUGCUGGUAAAGCGGGUCCAAGAGGACAAAGAGGUCCAACGGGUCCCCGCGGUGGAAGAGGUGCCAGAGGUCCAACAGGAAAACCCGGAGCUAAGGGAACAUCAGGAAAUGAUGGACCAUCUGGUGGCCCAGGAGAGAGAGGACCCCAAGGACCUCAAGGACCUGUUGGAUUGACUGGCCCAAAAGGCCCACCUGGGCCUCCUGGAAAGGACGGACUGCCCGGUCACCCUGGACAGCGAGGAGAGACUGGUUUCCAAGGCAAAACUGGACCUCCUGGACCUGGAGGUGUUGUUGGCCCACAGGGCUCUACGGGAGAAACUGGUCCUGUUGGAGAAAGAGGGCAUCCUGGAUCCCCAGGACCCCCUGGAGAGCAAGGCCUUCCUGGAGCUGCUGGCAAAGAAGGUGGAAAGGGUGAUCCAGGUCCUCAGGGAAUUUCUGGGAAACCUGGCCCUGCUGGAUUGAAAGGGUUUCCAGGACAAAGGGGGCUUCCUGGCGCAGCGGGUCUGUCAGGUCUGAAGGGAGGCGAGGGUCCACAGGGUCCACAAGGCCCUAGCGGAUCACCAGGAGAGAGAGGACCCGCUGGACCAGGAGGACCCAUUGGCCAAACAGGACGCAACGGCCCUCAGGGACCCCCAGGACCUGCUGGAGAGAAGGGUGGUCCGGGUGAAAAAGGUCCUGCUGGUCCUGCCGGUCGGGAUGGCAUCCAGGGUCCAGUCGGACUCCCAGGCCCAGCCGGACCUCAAGGUCCGCCUGGAGAGGAUGGUGACAAGGGAGAAGUUGGAGAACCUGGUCAGAAAGGAAGCAAAGGUGACAAGGGUGAACACGGUCCUCCAGGUCCAGCAGGUCCUCUGGGUGUUGUCGGAGCUCCAGGUCCUGCUGGAAGUGAUGGAGAAUCAGGACCCAGGGGUCAGCAGGGGAUGUUUGGACAAAAGGGAGACGAGGGACCCCGAGGUUUUCCAGGUCUUCCUGGUCCCGUUGGAUUGCAGGGUUUGCCGGGACCACCAGGCGAGAAGGGAGAGAAUGGAGAUGUUGGCCCAAUGGGUCCACCCGGUCCUCCUGGCCCUAGAGGUCCUCAGGGUUCUAGUGGAGCAGAUGGUGCUCCUGGUCCUCCUGGAGGUAUUGGCGCAAUGGGUGGAAAUGGUGAAAAGGGUGAGACCGGAGAGGCAGGUAAUCCAGGACCACCAGGAGAGCCGGGUACACUUGGACCCAAAGGUGAGCUUGGAGAGAAAGGAGAAGCUGGUCCUCCGGGAGCUGCAGGACCUGCCGGUGGAAGAGGACCUCCUGGAGAUGACGGUCCCAAAGGAAACCCAGGUCCUAUCGGCUUCCCUGGAGAUCCAGGUCCCCCUGGUGAGCCCGGAGUUGGUGGACUGGAUGGACUUCCCGGAGACAAGGGAGAUGAUGGAGAUGCCGGUCAGCCUGGUCCACCCGGUCCAUCUGGUGAAGCUGGUUCUCCAGGACCCCCUGGAAAGAGAGGUCCCGCUGGCCCAGCUGGUACAGAAGGCAGACAAGGAGAGAAGGGUGCAAAGGGUGAAGCCGGUGCUGAGGGACCAGGGGGCAAAACUGGGCCUGUGGGCCCCCAGGGGCCUCCUGGAAAGUCUGGUGCUGAAGGCUUACGUGGCAUUCCUGGGCCUGUGGGUGAACAGGGACUUCCUGGAGCUGCAGGCCAAGAUGGACCUCCUGGACCAUUGGGUCCUCCAGGUCUUCCUGGCUUGAAAGGUGACCCUGGUUCUAAGGGUGAAAAGGGUCAUCCAGGUUUGAUUGGUCUGAUCGGUCCUCCUGGUGAGUCUGGAGAAAAAGGUGAUCGAGGACUGCAAGGACCACAGGGUAUUGGCGGAGGCAAGGGUGAUGCUGGUCCCGCUGGUUCAUCUGGUCCAGUCGGUCCCCCAGGUCCUCCUGGUAUUCCUGGCACACAAGGACAGAAAGGAUCCAAAGGAUCAACCGGUCCAGCUGGACAGAAAGGAGAGCCUGGCUUGAUCGGACCACCAGGUCCUCCGGGCCCCGCUGGUGACAUCAUCCAGUCUCUACCCCUCCAGAUGAACAAAAAAGCGAAGAGAUCACCUGAUGUUCAGGAUGAUGAAGCAGCACCAAUAGCAGAUUAUGGUAUGGAGGGAAUGGAGGAUGUGUUUGGAUCCCUCAACACUCUCAAACAGGACAUUGAACGCAUGAAGUUCCCAUUGGGAACCCAGGAUAAUCCAUCCAGAACCUGCAAAGACCUGCAGCUCAGCCAGCCAGACUUCCCUGAUGGAUAUUACUGGAUUGAUCCAAAUAUGGGAUGCAUAAGCGACGCCUUUAAAGUGCACUGUAACUUUACUGCCGGAGGAGAGACUUGCAUUUACCCUGAUAAGAAGUCCUCAGGGGUUAGAAUAUCAAACUGGCCAAAGGAGUCCCCAGGAUCUUGGUUUAGUGAAUUCAAGCGAGGAAAAAUCUUGUCUUAUGUGGAUGUUGAGGAGAGCUCCAUAAACUCAGUCCAGAUGACGUUCCUCAAGCUGCUGAGCUCUUCUGCCCGGCAGAACUUCACAUACAUAUGCCAUCAGUCUGUGGCCUGGUACGACGCCAAGGCUGACAACUAUGACAAGGCUCUGCGCUUCCUGGGCUCCAAUGAUGAGGAAAUGUCCUAUGACAACAACCCCUUCAUCAAGGCUCUUUCAGACGGCUGCUCGCUGAAGCAGGGCUAUUCUAAAUCUGUGAUGGAAAUCAACACCCCGCGCAUCGAGCAGGUGCCCAUCAUCGAUGUCAUGUUGAAUGACUUUGGGGAGUCCAGUCAAAGGUUUGGCUUUGAGGUUGGUCCCGUCUGCUUCCUUGGCUAAAGGAUCCCCCCUUUUACUUUCAUUCCAAAAGCCAAGGAGUGCGGCCCACCAAAAAGAACCCCAACCCGCUCCCCCCUCCUCGCGCCACACACACAAGCACCCAGAUUGUGGAAUAUUCAUCACCCCGGCGCAAUUGGAACAGAUCAGAGAGAGGACACGAACUGGUGGACAAUGGCACACUUUCAGGAGAAGGAGGACCCAUUCUUCUACAUCUCUCCUCUGUAGGAUCUUUUCACAUUUCCAAAAUUGUUUGUUUUUUUCUCUCUACUUGAAGCCUUGAGAUGUUUUUAUUUGUCCCAUUACAUGUUUAACCCCAGCACCAUUCAUGCUUGAUUAACCCUCGCCCAAUGCAAGUAUUUCCCAUUUGCCUUUCCAGUUUGGAUCCUCCUCCAGGUGCUGCUCAGAGAAAGACAACCACAGUGGUGUGCUCUUGUUGUAAACACCCAAACACUCACGGUGCUAUUGAACAUGCAUUUUUUUGUUUGUUUGUUUUUUUGGGAUAAAACUGUAAUUAUUUUUUUGUACAAUACUGUUCUUUCUCAAUUGCCUUUAAAGGAAUAGUUCACCCCAAAAAUGAACAUUUUUAUCAUUUAAUGACCCCCAUUUGUUCUGAACAUGCACUGAGAAACUUUUUUGGUAACACUUUAGAACAGGGGUCACUAAUCCUGGUCCUGGAGGGCCGGUGUCCCUGCAGGGUUUAGCACCAUCUUGCCUCAACACACCUGCCUGGAUGUUUUAAGUAUACCUAGUAAGACAGGAACAAGUUUGGUGACCACUGCUUUAGAACAAUAGUUUUAAUGAAUGCAUCUACUAAUAUGAGCAAUCAGUGAUACAUUUAUUACAGUAUUUAUUCAUCUUUGUUAACAAUAGUUAAUGUUGUUGAAGUUCUGUGUAACUCAUGGUGCAUUUAACUAAUAUUAACACUAACUUUAGAUUUUAAUAAUGCAUUAGUAAUGUUAAACUAUGAUUAAUAAAUGCCACGUCAGAUUGUUCAUACUUAAUUUUAGUAAAUACAUUAAUUAAUGGACCCCAAUUCUAAAGUGUUUGCACAAUUUACAAAUAAACAAAUAUUGUUGCAUUUUUUAUUAUUUUAAGUUGACUCAAAUUAACUUUACAAGUCAUUUUUACUUACAAAACAUUAAACUUCGAGAUAAUGUUAGUAUAACUUACAAAAUAAAGUUAACUUAUUAAAAUGUACUUAUUUCAUUCAUUCAUUCAUUUUCUUUUCAGCUUAGUCGCUUUAUUAAUCCAGAGUCGCCACAGCGGAUUGAACCGCCAACUUAUCCAGCACGUUUUUAUGCAACAGAUGCCCUUCCAGCCGCAACCCAUCUCCGGGAAAUGUACUUACUUCAUUAAGUUGAAAAAAUAUUCAGCUGUUUCUUUCUCAAAAGAAAAUAUUCUCAAAACAAUUCACGGUAGCCAUUGUCUUCCGUAGUACUUUAUUUAUUACUAUGGAAACAUUCUUCUGAAUAUCUUCUUAUGUGUUCAACAGAAGAAAGAAACUCGUGUAGUACAUGUUCAGAACAACUGAAGGGUGAGAAAAUGUGAAUAGUUUUCCAUUUUGGGGUGAACUUUGCCUUUAAACCUUGCAUGUGUAUCAAAACUGAUUUGAUGAAAUAUAAAGAAUCUUUUUCUUUUGUAUUUUUUGUUUGUUUAUGUUUGAAAGCAACAGAUUUCUUUGCAAGAUGUCACUCAAUCAAGUGUUCCUGCCGACUAAAAAAUAAAACAAGCAUUUCAAACCAUC
Danio rerio (zebrafish) is the source of this 7435-nucleotide messenger RNA. RefSeq names its product collagen, type XI, alpha 1b (gene col11a1b). Gene Ontology annotation, molecular function: extracellular matrix structural constituent. The record is from RefSeq and is marked provisional. Gene Ontology annotation, cellular component: extracellular region. NCBI's taxonomy places the organism in Eukaryota, Metazoa, Chordata, Actinopteri, Cypriniformes, Danionidae.